Diabrotica balteata is the source of this 8554-nucleotide messenger RNA. The record is from the annotation of a GenBank genome assembly. NCBI's taxonomy places the organism in Eukaryota, Metazoa, Arthropoda, Insecta, Coleoptera, Chrysomelidae.
AAUGUUGUUUUAUGUGUUUCGUAAUAAAUGUAAUUAAAAUAUCAACAUGGCGUUAAAAAGUUAACGUGUAGUGAUAUGAGGACAAUAAAAAUAGUUUAUUAAUAAUGUCCAACGCACCAUCAAAUCGCCGUAAUGGUGCACAAAAAAUUAGAUUAACAAUUUUAUGUGCUAGAAACUUAGUCAGGAAGGAUUUAUUUCGUCUCCCCGAUCCCUUUGCAAAGAUAUCUGUUGAUGGCAGUGGACAGUGCCACUCUACGGAGACCGUAAAGAAUACACUAGAUCCAAAAUGGAAUUCACAUUAUGAUUUGUAUAUAAGUAAAAAUGAUAGUAUCACAAUUUCAGUUUGGAAUCACCGCAAAGUCCAUAAAAAGCAAGGCAGCGGUUUUCUAGGAUGUGUUCGUAUAGUUAAUAAUUUAAUACAAAGGCUAAAAGAUACUGGGUAUCAAUGUCUGGAUCUAGGAAAAGCAAAUGCAGAAGAUGAACCAGUGAAAGGCCAAAUAAUAAUAUCUUUACUGUCUAGAGAUGGCCCUUGUGGGGGAACCCCAUUGGCAAUUGUGGGUCCUCUAGGCGAUCUUAGAGGACCCACAGACCAUGAAAAUUCUAAUUCUAAUACUACAGCAGAGCUGCCACCUGGUUGGGAAGAAAGGAGAACUCCCACCGGCCGUUUAUACUAUGUCAACCACAUCACAAAAUCGACACAAUGGAUUCGACCGCAAAGUAAUGGAAAAUUGAGAACAAACAGGCCUAGAAUAAACAACAAUAAUUCAAAUUCCAAUUCUAAUGUCGAUAAUAAUAAUGUGGAAACUAAUAGAAAUGUUGAACUAGUAAAUAACAACUCGCCGACAACUAGUACCCCCACAAUAACAACAACUACCACUAUAGAUACACCACAAUCACCAGUGACACCGUGCUCGAGCACCUCUCCCGUCGUUAGCCCUCAGAAAGAACAAGCACCGCCAAUGAGGGCGAUACCUACCACAUCAGCAGCUACUCCCUCGCAACUAACCUUUCCAACAGUUUCUCCUACCUCUACAGCUGUAGUACCGGCGCCUAAUAAUAUUAGUUGUAAUGCACCUGCAGUACCUGUCACAACGGGUAGCACGCUGGUCACUGUGACAAAUAAUGGAGGGGGUGUAGUUGGUAGUCCUCAGCAGAGGGUCACAACGAGGGAAAGGAGGCCAAGGCCUAGUAACGAGGGGGAGAGAAGGGAUGGAAGCAGCAGGAGAAGGCAAGGUAGAAAUAGGAAUUCUGUUAAUGUAGUUGCAUCACCUAGUAAUAAUAAUCAAAAUGGGCUGGCCGUGGCUGGGGUAAAGAUGGAUUUGCCUCCAGGUUAUGAAUUACGAACAACUCAACAAGGACAAGUUUACUUUUUUCAUAUACCAACGGGAGUAUCCACGUGGCAUGAUCCUCGAAUACCCAAAGAUUUAACACCACUUAGUCUCGAUUUGGACCAUUUAGGACCAUUACCGCCAGGUUGGGAAAUGAGACAAACCAGUUCCGGGCGGAUAUAUUUCGUCGAUCACAACAAGCGUACAACUCAGUUUACCGAUCCUAGAUUAAAUUCUCAAAUUUUGAGUAACAUUAUUAGGAGGAAUGGAAGUAAUCCACCUGGUCAACCUGUCGCAAGUACGUGUUUAACAGUUACACCUACCACCACUACAGCCACAGCCACUAUUAGUACCACUGAACCAGACGGUCAGUCAUCUUCACAUCACUCAAAUCCAGACCCAGUAUCCCCCAGAAUAAGGCCCGAACAGAUUAGGAACGAAGAUCUACCUCAGAGCCUCCUAAACGAAUCGGAACACCUACCAAAGUAUAGGCGAGAUCUCGUGGCCAAGUUGAAAGUUCUCAGAGCAGAACUAAAUGCUCUACAACCACAAAGUGGACAUUGUCGACUGGAAGUGUCCAGAAAUGAAGUUUUUGAAGAGAGUUACAGACUUAUUAUGAAAAUGCGCCCAAAAGAUAUGCGCAAAAGAUUGAUGGUAAAAUUCCGCGGCGAAGAAGGCCUAGACUAUGGCGGCGUUGCAAGAGAGUGGCUACAUCUCUUAUCGCGCGAAAUGUUGAAUCCUCAAUACGGCCUUUUUCAAUACAGCAGGGACGAUCACUACACGUUACAAAUCAAUCCAGAUUCAUCGGUGAAUCCCGAACAUCUUUCAUACUUUCAUUUCGUGGGAAGGAUAUUGGGAAUAGCGGUGUUUCAUAAUCAUCAGUUGGAAGGAGGUUUCACUCUUCCGUUUUAUAAGCAGCUAUUGAACAAACCGAUUACGCUUCAAGAUAUUGAAGGAGUAGAUCCUGAAUUGCAUCGAAGUCUCACCUGGAUGUUAGAAAAUAACAUCGACGGUGUGCUAGACACGACCUUUUCCGUUGAGAACAAUAGCUUUGGUAUUGUCAAAGUUCACGAACUUAAACCUGGAGGAGCGUCGAUAGCAGUCACGGAAGAAAAUAAAAGAGAAUACGUAAAGUUGUACGUAAAUUAUCGAUUUAUGAGAGGCAUCGAACAGCAGUUCCUGGCGUUGCAAAAGGGUUUCUCAGAACUCAUUCCGUCGACAUCUUUGAGGCCAUUUGACGAACGGGAGCUGGAACUUGUCAUUAGUGGAAUAGGAUCCAUAGAUAUUGCUGACUGGCGUGCGCACACAAGACUAAAACAUUGCACGCCUGAAACCCCAGUAGUCCAGUGGUUCUGGCAAGCAGUUGACUCAUAUUCUGAAGAAAUGAGGGCGCGCCUCCUUCAGUUUGUGACGGGAAGUUCUAGGGUGCCUCUUCAAGGCUUCAAAGCAUUGCAGGGUAGUACUGGAGCGGCGGGACCUAGGCUCUUCACAAUACACUGCGUGGACGUACCCCCACAAAAUCUGCCCAAAGCGCACACCUGUUUUAAUAGAAUAGACAUACCGCCGUACGAGUCGUACCAAGUGUUAUUAGAUAAACUUACUCAGGCUGUUGAAGAGACUUGUGGAUUUGCGGUAGAGUGAGAAUGAACUGUUAACCAAUUAACGUAACUGUGGUAGUUGAGGAGCUCAUUUGGAAGACUGUCAAAGUGCCUUUUAAGUUUUCACCUUCUUAUUCUAUUUCACAAGUGCCUAAUACGCUAGUCAUCUUACAUCUCACGAGCACCAAAUCUCUUAGACGGAAGUAUCAUAGAGCUUAUGCUAAAAAAUACUUUUCUCUGAGUACACUAGAUAGUGACCAUUCAAAACUUUAUUUUAAUAUGUAUUAUACCUUGUGCAAUAAUAAAAUGAGAACUACAAGGCUUUAUUGAUUUUUAAGCAAAAAAAACACAUAAAAAAUCAUAAUUAAACUUUUUUUCGCAAAAUGCGAAGGAACAGGAUUUCAAAUAUUUUUUUUACACAAGUCCAUAUUCUUAUAGCUAUCCACAAUAGUUUUGAGAGUAAUUUCUUUCAUAAAUAAACUAAUUACCAGGUGUUACAAAGUAGGAAAGUAUGAUUCUUAUUCUAUAUGUUGCACAAUGUAAAAUUGUUUCUUUUUUAGCGUUGGGUGCCUAAUCCAUCAAAAAUACGUAUGAAAAAAAUUGCUCUAUCUAUUAAUGUACCUGAACUGAUAUUACGUUGCUUUAUGGCUUUUCACCUAUAUGGGAUUUUUACAGAUCAAGUUUAUUUUUUAUUUAAAUGUAGAGAUAAGAUCUGUAAGAUCUAGGUGUUAAAAACAAUUCUAUAACCUUUAUUUCUUUUUACAAUCUAACAUGUUACUAUCUGGCGUAUUACUUCUACUUAUUCUGUUUAUAUUUUUAGUUAUGUUUAGAGGUUUUGUCCAAUCACUACUGGUAGGUAAUAUGUACUAAAAAGAAACUAUUACUGCGGGUCCCUCAAACCAUUAAGCUAUAGCUUUAGGUAAAAUAGACAAGACUAUACGUUACAAUUACGAGGUUAUAAUUUGGAUUCAAUUUUUUUUAAUUUUCCAGUACCCACUCGUAAUAUUACAGAACUAAAGUGUAAUAGUAUAUAUAAAAAAGAUAGAUCUAUUAUACAAGAGUAAUGUGAUGAUAUUUUAGCCUUACAAAGAAAACGACGAUUUUUGUUAAUCAUCUCAUUUUUUUUUGCAAUCUGGCCUUAUUUUCGCACCAUACAUUUGAUAAGAUAUUUUUACUCUUUUAUACCUUUCGGAAGUGAUUUUACUCGAACUCCUCAAAAUGGUUUGCACCGUUCUUUGCAAAACAACCUCCCAGCCAUUUUAGAAAGCUUGGGAACCUGCUAUGAUCAUAUUAGGUUAAAUCCAAUAUCAUUGGGAUAGUAUCCCAAUUGUGUUUGUGCAACAGCUGCCUUGUAAAUGGGUGCAUUGUGUUGAUGGCAGAUAUUUUUUUUGAGACCAACCAGGGCUGAUUUCCUCUUAAAUUGGCUUCGAAAUAGAAUUCUUUUUACGUACCCAAGGAUAACUUAAUGUCAAACCCCCGUCAUAGAUGGAGUUUAGUAUGCAAACUUUAUCAUAGUUAAAAAAAGAGAAACCAAUUGCUAAAUACAAAGAAUGACAUGGACUAAAAGAUAUAUCUGACCCAAAAAUAUAAUGACGAAUUAUUCGAUUCUAUCGAGCCUCUUUCAAUUUGAAAGAAAAACUUUAUAAAAUAAGUUAUAGCUCUGUACAUUAUCCUCUAUAAUGUUUAUGAAGUAUGGGACUUUGUUGGUAAAAAAUUACAUUGAGUCUAUAAUUGAUUAAAUAUUACAUAUUAAUGAAUAAAAUAUUACAGGACAUCCGUAAAAUCCCACUAAAACACCAAAAACUAAAAUUUUCCAGUAAAUUAAUGAAAACAUUGCCGAUCAUUUGAGCAUCAGUAGAGGAGCUAGGGAGAUUCUCCCACACACAGGAAAAUCAAUGUGUUAGAGAGCGCUCUAUCAAUGUGUCAGAGAUAGAUAGAUAGAUAUAUCUUGACGUCACAAUACAGCCGCCAUCAUUAGGUCGAAGGAAUCUACAUUACCGGUUGUCAUAAUUCAACUUUUAUCCCCUAGGUGUCACUAGUCAGUUGCUAUUUUUAAGUCCACAUUAAUUUGCAAAUUAUUUAGUUGCCAAAUCUUCUUUUUCAUCUGCCAAACCUUCUUUUCUAACUCUACUUUACUUUAUCUUUGAUUCCUCGAUUUUUUAACAUCUGGCAAUCCUAAUUUGUUACCAUUUUUUAUCAGGAACCUUAUAUUAUCAUAUUAAAAAAGAGCUUUAAUUUCUUACGAAAAACAUGCAUAUGUGUUAUGAGCAGCGUAUUUUUUGUUCAAAAUUUAAUUAUUAAUUGAAUUAAAAAUAUUUUCGGCCAUUUUUUGACUGGCAAACUAUCAUCAAUGUAUUCUCCAAAUUCUAAAUGGUUGCAAAAAUGUGAGUUUGAUUAACUACGUUAUGAACGUAGUGAUAUUUCAGUAGAGUUUUGUACUAUUUUGUUUUGUUUUCCAGACCACAAUAUAAAAACCGGAAAUCAAUCAUUACAGAUACUCGUUUCUGACUAAGAAAUGUAAGAACUUGUUAUUUACAUACCAGUCGAUAGAAACAAAUCACAUAUUAGCACUGUUUAAACAUAAUCAGAAGUAUAUGUUAGUAUUAAAUUAAUUUAUCAGGUGAUUGAGACAAAACCCUCGAGCAUAACUGCAUCAAUUUACAAAUGAUCUAGAAUUACGAAACUAUUAAUAAUUGCGUUCAAAUUUAUUCUAUGGUAUUGUUUUUUUUUUUAUUUAAAUAUCUACAACUGUAUUUGCAACAUAUCUUUUACAUAUCAACCUUACUUAACGCCCGAUUUUUUGGUUUUUAUUACCUUUUCUUAUUGUGGCCAAAAAAUAUCUUUAUAAAAAGUAAUAUUUUUAAAAUCGAAACAGUAUAUAAUCUAGUAAGUCAAGCAUAAAUUUAAUGUGCUUAUAAAAGCGCAGAUCAUACAAUAACAACACAAUUUUGAGAGUAAAAACUAAAUACACAAACAAAUUCUAGAGUUAAUACUUAUCAGGGCAGCUAUUUUUGAGCUCUGACGUAUACAGCGUCGAUGCUUUCGGAAAAUGGUACACCAGUAUUUGUACACUACUUAGCUUUCAAGGACUGAUUGAUAGAUCUUCCAUUACUCACUGCUGAUUUUGCUUUAAAUUAUUCUUUAUAUUAUGGUUCGGAGUGAUAUAUGAAUAUGGUCCAAUGAAACUUAGUUGAAAUGCAGGCAAAACUGUAAUUGGAUGAUGUUAUACAAUAAUGUUUCGACACUUUAGGCUUUUUCUUAGAAAAGCUGUAUCUGAGUCGUUGGCACUUAGCGGGGUUUCUUGUUCCAGCUCAUGUGGUCAGUUACUUUCUCCAAACCGAUAUCGACAUCAAAAUCAAUGGAAACAACAAAACCGUCGACAUCAUCUUGAACAUAUGCUGUCUUUGACGAUAAUAUGCCUUUGUAAAACUACUAAACAUCUUUAGGUGUUAGCUUAUACAUUUUCUUCAAUCUUUUAAUUUUUCAGUGGAUAUGGGUCUUCGAUGUGUCCAUAAAAAAUGCAACUUUAGAUCUUUAUUGGAUAGAAUUCGACAAUUGUUUUUCAAUGGUAACCAAUUGGUAUUCUUGACUUAAAUUAGAUCUCAUUAAGAAGUUUUUGUCUUUGUUCAGUAGAAUCUCAUGGCAACUUAACCAAGACACUUUGUUUUUGCUACAUCAACUUAUCUAUUGGUACUAGCUUUGAUCAAAUUCUCAACAGAAAUGAGAAAUCACUUUUUACAAGACGGGUUAUUAAGAAUUUAUGCUUUCUGCGACAUUUAGCUAUUACAUCCAUAUAAUCAUUAUCAAUAUAUAAUCUUUCUUGAACUGUCAACUUUGACUCACCGUCACUGAAUUCAUGGGUCGUUAAGUAAGAAGCUGUGUUGGAUAGUAAACAUCUUACCAUGAUUUUUUCGAUGAUUUUACAGAACAUGAAUUAAUAAUAAACGAUCCCACUUCCUGAGAGCCUUUUCUAUAAUAGCAUCAUUUUCAGUCCAUACAUUGGAUGUUCCCUGAUUUUGGCUGCCGACAUAAAUUCCUAAACUAUAAAAAUUAAGCUGUCUCUUGUAAUACGCUGUUCCAGUAGGAAUUUUAGGUAUUGGGUGACUUUUCUGCAUAUCGAAAGUUGGAGUUUUUUGAAUUUUUGAAAUACGAUUUAUAAAGUUCGUACAUUUUGUUUAAAUUUAAGUCCGGAUUUAGAAAGUUUGAAUUUGUAUCCUUUUUAAAAUAAUGAGAAACAUAUUUUGGGAAAAAAAUUUUAUUCGUUCCAUGAUUUUUUGCAAUCUGGUCAUCUGUACAUUUAUUUUUUUCACCACUAUUCGUUCCUCUACCGUCAAUAAUUUCCAUAUUUUUAGAUGAUUUUUGUAAAUAAACGUCUAUUCGGUUUUGGUUUAUUUGCAGCGUUUUAAGGCUUUUUUACAUAUUUAUUUUUCUCCCAUAACUUUUUAUUGGUAUUUUUCUCGUUUCCUGAUGCCCCCUUUUACUCUACCUGUCUGACUGAAAGACGAUAGCACCAUUGUCAUUACAGUUCCCAUUGUUUUCGUCACUUCCAAUUAUAUCUUCUUCUAUGACGUGAUCAAUAUCUUUUUCGAUGUUUGAUGCAACAUACUCAGUACCCGAAGACUGGAAUAGUUCUUCGUCUGUAUUCGUUCGUAGAUGAGGAGCUUGAGCAAUCUUUUCCCCCACUUCGACAAGAAUUUUUCCUCUAUUCAUCUUAAAAAAAACGUUACUGUUUCAAAAUUGAGUAAUAAUGAGUUAACCCACAACACCUAGCAUUAAAACAACAUUUUCCUUAUUUUCCUUGUAUUUAUUUUCAUCGUAGCUGGUCAGUUCACUUCUUAAACGAGGUACAGCAAAUGCCAAUUAUGUGAGAUUGCAGUUAUUUGCACGAAUGACUUGUUUUCUCAUCGUUUUGUAGAUUAACUGAUUGGAAGCUCCAUAUUUUUUCAGUGGCACAUCUUAGCGAAUUUUGGUACACAGUAUCUGAUAUUCAGAUCGACUUCACUUGCCAGGGUUUCAUUGUCACUAUUUACUUAUCCAACGCUGCUACAAUAGAUCCUUUUUAAACUCUGCAGGCGAAGAAAUCAUAAUUGCAUAUGAGUAAUAUUUUUGUCUACAACUCACAAAAAGUAAUAAAAACACAAAAAAUGUGUCAAUGUUACAAAACGUUAUCGUGAACAUAUCAAUUUAGAGCAAAUAUAUACAUACACAUUAAAAACUUAAGACAUUGUCAACGAACAACUAUACAAGAAUUGAAAGUAACAUAUUAGUUAUAAAAGUAUCUAUUUUUGAUAAAUAUUUCAAACGUUUUGAUCAUUUGAAAAAUACUCACUUCGCUGCGAAUUAAAUAUUAAACUAAGAAAUCUUAUUUCGUAAUUCUAGACACUAUUUCACACUAUUGUAGAUCUUUCAAAGGAGGUAGCUAUAUAUAAUAAAAUUUGUAAAGAAUACUGCCCAAUAGAGAUUUUUAAAUCUCUUGUUCACGUUAUGUGUAUAAUUUGAUUAUUUAUUUGAUAUAUGAUGAUGUUAAAUUAGUUAUUAAAUCUAUUUUUCUAGAAAAGCAAAAUGUAAAUAUUUUUAUUAUAUAUUCUGGUACCUAUAACAUAAAUAUUACAUCUGAUAUUUUCAAUU